Molecule: messenger RNA, 776 nt
Organism: Brachypodium distachyon (stiff brome)
Lineage: Eukaryota; Viridiplantae; Streptophyta; Magnoliopsida; Poales; Poaceae
Product: putative glycine-rich cell wall structural protein 1
Exons: 1
Coding region: 105-518 (137 amino acids)
Source: RefSeq, a predicted model, not a curated record
GUGAUCUAGCGCUAUAAAUAAGACGAUCGAUCGGACUAGCUUGGUCUGAAGGUCAAGGAAGAAGAAGCUCUUUAGGGAAGGAAGGAGCUGCAAGCCAAGCUAGCAUGGCGAGAAGCUGCAAGCAAUGGGGAGCGCUGCAGUUAGCAGGAGCGCCUGCGCUCGCGUUCCUCCUCAUCGCGUCGGUGCAGUGCGAGUCGUCCGUGCUGCCGCCUGGUUGGACGGGCGGCUCCGGGUCCGACCAGGGGUCCAGCCCUGACGGCUCUUGGAAGUACGAGUGGGGCUGGGCUGCUGGGCCUGGUGGACAUGGGUCUGGGUUCGGGUUCGGGUACAGCGGCAGCGGUAGCGGCGAUGCAGGCGGCGGCGGAGGAGGAGGAGGAGGAGGAGGAAGCGGAUCACGGACGUUUGGCUCACGCGGUGGUGGCUACGGUGCUGGUGGUUACACUGGCGAAGCCGCCGGCGGUGGGAAGGAAGACGGCGGAAGGGCGCAGAAGCAGCCGGACGGUGGCGGCCAGAACUGAAGCCGCCCGUGCGUGCCAUUGCCUUGCAUAGUUGCAUAAGGUGCGGGAGGGUUAAUUAGCCAAAGCAGCCAGUAUUAGUAUAUCAACGAUGUUGCAUGUGUGUGGUGUAUUGGUGUGUCGAAUAUAUGUACUCAGUCUCGAUCCAUCCGUAUAAGCAGACUUGUGUAUGAUGUGCUCGAUUGUCGUUCUAUAUGUAUCUGGCUAUGCCAUUGACAAUAGUCCUGUAUAUUCUACGAGUCGACGUGGGGUAGUCAAGUU